GAGGGGAGGAGGUGGGGAGGACCGUCCCACCCCAGGGUCCCGGCUGUGGAGAGGGGAUGCAAACCUUUGGCGAGGAAAUGGGCCCUGUGGGGAUUUGGAGUGAGCCAGCAGGAGGUUUGGGGCCUCCCAGGGGAUGUAGGGUGAGAAGAAUCUUUCUGGUUGAGUGUGCCCACGUACGUGUUGCUGGGGUGAUUACGGGGAGAGGUGUGCAAAGGAAGAUUGGGCUAAAUCAGGUGUCUGGAGAGCUGGCAGCCAUGGACAGCCCUAGUCUUCAGGAGCUUCAACAGCCUCUGCUGACAAGCACAGCCUGUGACUCCCCUGCCGGGAAGCCUGGCAGACCUGAGCUGGGCCCCCCCUUAAGAGAGACAGCCUUUGCAGAGUCUCUGAGGGGUUGGCCGUCCCCACCACCACCUUUUUCCUCUGUGAGUGCUGGCCUGGGGGAACCGGGGCCUCUGGACCUUGAGGACACAUCAUCCAGUGACAGUGACUCUGACUGGGAUGGGGUUGGCCAUGUCUCGCCGCUUCUACCCCAUGACCACCUCAGCCUGGCAGUCUUCUCCAUGCUCUGUUGCUUCUGGCCCGUGGGCAUCGCUGCCUUCUGUUUGGCCCAGAAGACCAACAAAGCUUGGGCCAAGGGGGAUAUCCAGGGGGCAGGAGCCGCCUCCUGCCGUGCCUUCCUGCUGGGGGUCCUUGCCGUUGGGCUGGGCCUGUGCACUUAUGCAGCUGCCCUGGUGACCCUGGCCACCUACCUUGCCUCCCGAGACCCACCCUAA
Molecule: messenger RNA, 773 nt
Organism: Heterocephalus glaber (naked mole-rat)
Lineage: Eukaryota; Metazoa; Chordata; Mammalia; Rodentia; Bathyergidae
Gene: Tmem91
Product: transmembrane protein 91
Cellular component (GO): membrane; intracellular membrane-bounded organelle
Source: RefSeq, a predicted model, not a curated record